AUGAGUUGGAGCUUCCUGACUCGCCUGCUAGAGGAGAUCCACAACCACUCCACCUUUGUAGGGAAGAUCUGGCUCACGGUGCUCAUUGUCUUCCGCAUAGUGCUCACAGCUGUGGGCGGGGAGUCCAUCUACUACGACGAGCAAAGCAAGUUUGUGUGCAACACGGAGCAGCCGGGCUGCGAGAAUGUCUGCUAUGACGCCUUUGCCCCCCUCUCCCAUGUGCGCUUCUGGGUGUUCCAGAUCAUCCUGGUGGCCACACCCUCGGUGAUGUACCUGGGCUAUGCCAUUCACAAGAUUGCCAAAAUGGAGCACGGUGAAGCAGACAAGAAGGCAGCCCGGAGCAAGCCCUACGCGAUGCGCUGGAAGCAGCACCGGGCUCUGGAAGAAACAGAAGAGGACCAUGAAGAGGACCCCAUGAUGUAUCCAGAAAUGGAGCUGGAAAGUGAAAAAGAAAAUAAAGAGCAGACCCAACCUAAACCCAAGCAUGACGGCCGCCGACGGAUCCGGGAGGACGGGCUCAUGAAAAUCUACGUGCUGCAGUUGCUGGCAAGGACCGUGUUUGAGGUGGGCUUUCUGGUCGGACAGUACUUUCUGUAUGGCUUCCAGGUCCACCCGUUUUAUGUGUGCAGCAGGCUUCCCUGCCCCCAUAAGAUAGACUGCUUCAUUUCCAGACCCACGGAAAAGACCAUCUUCCUUCUGAUAAUGUAUGGUGUUACAGGCCUCUGCCUGUUGCUCAACAUUUGGGAGAUGCUUCAUUUAGGGUUUGGGACCAUUCGAGACUCACUAAACAGUAAAAGGAGGGAGCUUGAGGAUCCGGGUGCUUACAAUUAUCCUUUCACUUGGAAUACACCAUCCGCUCCCCCUGGCUAUAACAUUGCCGUCAAACCAGAUCAGAUCCAGUACACCGAGCUGUCCAACGCUAAGAUCGCCUACAAGCAAAACAAGGCCAACAUCGCCCAGGAGCAGCAGUACGGCAGCCACGAGGAGCACCUCCCUGCCGACUUGGAGACCCUGCAGCGGGAGAUCAGGAUGGCGCAGGAGCGCUUGGAUCUAGCGAUCCAGGCCUACAGCCACCAGAACAACCCCCAUGGUCCCCGGGAAAAGAGGGCCAAAGUGGGGUCCAAAGCUGGGUCCAACAAAAGCAGUGCUAGUAGCAAAUCAGGGGAUGGGAAGACCUCCGUCUGGAUUUAA
Oryctolagus cuniculus (rabbit) is the source of this 1191-nucleotide messenger RNA. It is a transcript of the gene GJC1, whose product is annotated as gap junction protein gamma 1. Gene Ontology annotation, cellular component: connexin complex. Gene Ontology annotation, molecular function: gap junction channel activity. NCBI's taxonomy places the organism in Eukaryota, Metazoa, Chordata, Mammalia, Lagomorpha, Leporidae. The record is from RefSeq and is marked provisional. Gene Ontology annotation, biological process: cell-cell signaling.